AUGGCAGCCACCAAGACUAUCCAAGUGCCCCAUCUGGGCGGCAUCACCGCCGGUUAUGCUCUAUCCAACGACCGGUACGACCCCGCCAAGCCGACGUGCGUCCUGAUCAACUCGAUGUGUACGACCGUGUCCCUGUACCGCGAUCAGUUCAGCGAUGCCGCCCUCACGGACGCCAUGAACCUGCUGGCCAUUGAGCCCCUGGGCCACGGCUCGACCAGCUGCCCGUCGGAACACUUCACAUACUGGGAUUCGGCAUGGAUGGCGCUGCAGGUGAUGGAUCAACUCGGCAUCGACAAGGCCUUUGCGCUGGGAACGAGCCAGGGAGGAUGGAUUGUGACGCGCAUGGCCCUGUUGGCUCCCGACCGGAUCCUCGGGCUGAUGCCAUUGGGAACCUCGAUGGAUUACGAAUCGGCCGACUCCCGAUCGAAAGGGUGCUGGGACCCCGUCCCCGUCCUCAAGCCCUUCUACGAGAAAUGGACCAGCGCUGUUCCGACGCCUGAUUUCCUGGUCGAUGACGUCUGGUGUGGCAUGGUCGGUGGCAUUGGGUUUGGCGCCAGUGCGUCGGAAGAGUUGAGUGUGUUCUGGACGAAGACCCUGAAGGAGGUCUACAGGGGAGACGAAGGCCGGAAGAAGGUCCGCAUGGCGGUGAUUUGCCUGUUGUCGCGCGAUGGACUGCUGCUCAGACUGGGUGAUAUCAAGUGUCCCGUGUACUGGUUACAGGGCACCGAGGAUACUCCAUUCGGCAAAAUAGUGCCAGCAGAGCAGAUCAAGCUCUUCACCUCGUCGCCCGAGGCCAAACUGGUCAUGAUCGAAGGGGGAGCGCAUUAUCUGAAUGCCACCAAUCCAAAGGAGGUGAAUGCGGCGCUAUUGGAGAUGGUGAACAAGUAUAAGUGA
Aspergillus fumigatus Af293 is the source of this 894-nucleotide messenger RNA. RefSeq names its product putative alpha/beta hydrolase. The transcript is spliced from 3 exons. Bases 1 to 894 code for a protein of 297 amino acids. NCBI's taxonomy places the organism in Eukaryota, Fungi, Ascomycota, Eurotiomycetes, Eurotiales, Aspergillaceae. The record is from RefSeq and is a predicted model, not a curated record. Gene Ontology annotation, molecular function: catalytic activity.